GCCAACUAGCGAGACCACCAAGGCUUAACUGCUGCAGGUGGAUUGCCAAUCAGACCGACACCACCUGUUCAAGGUCACCGGCUGCAGACCAAAGCAGCCACAAGGAUUAUAUCUUCACACAAACAUCGAGCGAGGCGCCGUAGACUGGUUAUAGAGGCCGCCAGUCGUCGACAUUCAGGCCCUAACGGUCUUAGUGACGCCACGUUCAAACAGCUGCUCCAACGAUAUCAGGUUCAUGUGUUCUGUGUCUUAGCUCUCAGCCUCUUCUCUUUUGCAAUGGGUAAUCUCAAGAACGUCCCGGGGGAAAGCGGCUACAUGAACCUUACAGUAACAGAGCGUAUGACCAUCCAGCAUGUUGAGAGGUUCGGUGCCUCGAUCAGUCUGGUUGGCGUCAUUCUUAUCUUUAUUGCCUAUGGGCUUUUCAGCCGGGUUCGGACCAUCCCCAACACAUUCAUUCUCUUCGCCUCCAUUGCGAAUGUCGGGGCAAGUGUCGCAUGCCUAAUCGGAUAUGCCGGUAUCGUAGCUGGGGAUUCAUCCGCCCUUUGUCAGGUCCAGGCAUUUCUCCUCGAGAUGUUCAUGCAGUCGGACCCCUGGUGGUCAUUUGCCAUGGCCGUUAACGUCUAUAUGGUAUUCUUUAUGGCAUACCAGCCCAGAUAUAAGCACAUGUGGCUCUACUGCCUGCUAUGCUUCGGGCUCCCUUCCCUUCCGGCACUGGUGUGCCUCUUCUACGCUCCAGGCGGGCGGCCUAUCUACGGAAAUGCUACACUAUGGUGUUGGAUUGCGGAUAGCCACAACCAACUGCGGAUAUUCACUUACUAUCUACCUAUAUGGAUGUGCACGGUUUUAUCUGCUGCUGUCUAUGUGGCAGUUGGCUGCCACGUCUUUCACCAGCGAAACCAGUUACGGAACCUGACACUCAGCAACGAAGGGAACGAUACCUCUGCGACUGCAUUGAGACGUUCAUCAGAGAUGUCACAGGACCAUGGCAGUUACGGCACUGCGACGACCGUCGUUCAUGUUACUGCUGAGCUGUCCGACAAUGAAACCAACUCGCCGUCAACGCCACGUGCAUUCAUCCCACCGGUUCCAUUGAAAAUCAAACCAGUUCCUCCUCUUCACCCAUGGAUCUCGCACAACGAGUAUGGCGACGUCGAGAAGCAAAUAUCGCCCACCUCUAAAGCGGCUCCAACAGCCAGUCCAUUCAAUACGGCACUAUCGACCAGCAUCACUUCUGCUGGAGGGCACGAGACCAACUCCCAUCAAGCAACCGGCGAAAACAAUGCCAGUCGUAAAACCAGUAUACCCAAGUCCCGAUUCGUGCCCAGUAACUCAUCGGUAGCAUGGUGGCACAAGUUCACCGCCAAACUUUCUAACCUGGACCCCGUCAAGCUGGCCUACCUUCGCACCUCGUUCGUCUUUGCCAUCUCCAUCCUGGUCACUUGGACCCCGAGCAGCAUUAACCGUGUCUACGCGCUCCUCUAUCCCGCCCGUACCAGCUACACGCUGAAUCUGGCCAGUGCUGUCGUCCUCCCACUGCAGGGUUUGUGGAAUGGUAUCAUCUUCGCUGCCACUACCUGGUCGGUCCUGAAGGAAGAGUCGUGGGAGUUCGCAUUGAGGUGGGUUCCUGGGCUAGGACGAGCAGCAGCAAAGAGGAGGUUGAGAGAGGACAGGGCCAGUGGUGUCAGGUAUAGAGGCAACUGGACUGUCGGUAGCCCUGAUGGUGGUGGAGUGCUUGGCCAUGGGAAUAGUAUGAGGCGCUGUGGCUCCCCUGAGAUUUCCGGCCUUACGAGGGUAGGGACUAAUCAGAGGUCGGUAGGCGGAAAUGUGAGGGUUUUCAGGGGCGGUUCGUUAUGAUGAUGAUAUCUUUAUAAAGCGGAAUGGCAUGGGGUAAGGGCUUGCGGAAUCUAGGUUCGCUUGACCGUUGGCGUUGAACCUUUAGCUGUUUAGCAACCGUGUGCCGGGGGUCUUGCUCGAGUUUCUGCUUACUGAUGAACAUCGGGGGGAUGCAAGCCCAAACUUUCUGCAACUAUCGGCUGAUUUCAUAU
This is a messenger RNA of Canariomyces notabilis, 2045 nucleotides long. RefSeq lists its product as uncharacterized. The transcript has 5 exons. Gene Ontology annotation, biological process: adenylate cyclase-activating G protein-coupled receptor signaling pathway; cell surface receptor signaling pathway. Gene Ontology annotation, cellular component: plasma membrane. NCBI's taxonomy places the organism in Eukaryota, Fungi, Ascomycota, Sordariomycetes, Sordariales, Chaetomiaceae. The record is from RefSeq and is a predicted model, not a curated record. Gene Ontology annotation, molecular function: G protein-coupled receptor activity. Bases 277 to 1854 code for a protein of 525 amino acids.